Penicillium nucicola is the source of this 1515-nucleotide messenger RNA. Its product is annotated as putative C6 transcription factor. The record is from RefSeq and is a predicted model, not a curated record. The transcript has 2 exons. Gene Ontology annotation, biological process: DNA-templated transcription. Gene Ontology annotation, molecular function: zinc ion binding; DNA binding. Bases 1 to 1515 code for a protein of 504 amino acids. Gene Ontology annotation, cellular component: nucleus. NCBI's taxonomy places the organism in Eukaryota, Fungi, Ascomycota, Eurotiomycetes, Eurotiales, Aspergillaceae.
AUGUCCGUUCAAACCGGCCAGGAGCUCUAUCAUGAACUGGUUCCUUUGUAUUUUCGCUACAUUCAUAAUGUGGCCCAUACCAUGUUUCACGAAGCAAGCUUUAUGCGUCAACUACAUGAAGGCCAAGCACCACCCAUCUUGGUGUAUGCCAUGUACGCACUGGCUGCGAGGUUUUCCAACCACCCACACUACAAUGAUAUCGUCCGUGGUCAGCGGGGAAAGCUAGGUGCAUCCGCAGUGGAAACUCUUAUUCACCAAUUUAUCACCACGCCAAGCCUGGAAACGGUACAGGCCCUGAUAUUAAUCGGCUACUACUAUGGCGGGGAAGGCAACACGAAAGCCAAGCACAUCUACAGCGGACUCGCUAGGUUGCAUGCCGAAGCUUUGGGGAUGCCGGUCAUUCCAAAGGAUGCCACUAUAAUGCGCCAAGAAGAGUAUCGGCGCACUUGGCUCUCUGUCCAUAUUGCGAGUCAUUGGACGGCAACAGACAUGUCUAUCGAGUCGGUCUCAUUUACGCAUGGCCCAGAGUCCACACCUCUGGAAGUGGAUGAUGUGGCAUUUGCUAGUCUCGACCCAGUUCCAAUGCAAACACUUUCACCGUGCAAUAUGUGGGCGCAUAUGGCAAAGACGCUAGAAAUCUUCAACAAGACCAGUGCACUUCUCCGACGGCUAAGUCAAGGCCUGAUACCGUUUGAUGAUUAUUGCAUAGAAGCAACGCGGCUUGAAAAAAGUCUGGAUGAGUGGGAGAAAAACUUACCCCCGAAUCUACAAUACAACAUGGAAAAUAUUCUGUCUUGCGUCAAGAGUCGGCUUGGUCGAACGUUUCUAGCAAUGCACAUUGGUCGUCACCACUUCCGCCAAAUGCUCUUCUUCCCUUUCCUUGACGCACGCAGCAACCGAGAGACUUCGAGCUUUUCUCAAGGAGCAGCCAGAUGCAAGCAAAGUGCGAACACCGUCUCCGAAAUAAUAAAACAUAGCACAGAUAUUGAAGGCUGCGAUCUGAAUUAUUUCAUUUACGGCCACAUUGCUGUGAUAAGUUCCUGCGUUCACCUCCACGCGUUACUUUUCAGUGACAUUACCGAGGAACUUGCUAUGGCAAGACAAAGACUGGUCUCAAACUUCGAAUAUUUAAUGAGAAUCAAGUCAUAUUGGCCUGUUGUUGAUCAUUCUGUGGCACGACUACGCAAGUUUCAAAAUUCUUGCCAGGAUGCGAUAUCAGAUCCAUUUGUGCUUGAUAACUGGAUGUCCCGAUUCCUGACUGAGCAUUCAUCCGAUCUCUCUGAGCGCCAAAUGCCGAAAAUGCCACCUGAUGCGGGCAAAGAACGUACCAUAACACGUCAUGCGAGCGUAGUUAUCGAGCAUACUGCAGAAUAUCCACAGAUGCCUGGCACUUCCCAAACAAUGGACUAUAUACAACUUGGUCCUGGGGUGCCGGGCCUAUCUGACUUGUUACAUGACGAAAAAGUUACCAGCGAGGCUCUUGUUAAUCAUGCUAUUGAUUGGCUGCUGGAUUAA